CAGAUGAUUUUUUCCCCCCUCUGUCCACCUCACGUUGGCCACCAAUUUAGUCAAUUUUGUUUUUUCUCAAUUAACCUGUUAUUCCAAAAUUAAAGAAAAUAUUUUUCCACGUGGCUCGAGUUUCCCGCUAGACUAAUCCCUGUUCCUUUGCAAGAAGAAGAAGAAGAAGAGGAAACUAUUAUUGUACAGAUCGAUCCUCCUCAGGGUGUCAUCUACGCUUCAGCCUCAGAAAAAGCUGAAGAAACCCUAACGAGGGUCAACAAGUUAAUCUGAUUUGUAGUCCUAAGAAGGAGGAUUGUCUUCCUUCUUGUUUGGGCGACUUGCUUACAAGCUUUCAACCACUGCAACUUGCCAUGGCCGUACUAGAGAUUCAAGAACCGCAUUUGCUCCAAGAUGGAAGGACCAUUGGUCAAUCACCUAUUAGAUUUUUGCGUCGGUGGGUUAUGAUUUCAGUAAACAUUUUCUUUGUUAUUGUUGGCCAAACUGCUGGUGUUCUUCUUGGGAGGUUCUACUAUGACCAAGGUGGAAAUAGUAAAUGGAUGGCAACACUUGUCCAAACCGCUGGGUUUCCUAUACUUUUUAUCCCACUCUUCAUCCUCUCCUCUCAGAAAUCUUCAACCACCACCAAAUUUAAUGUGUCCAUUACCACCCUUACCUUAGUCUAUUUCUCACUUGGUGUGUUUCUAGCUGGUGACAACAUGAUGUACUCGAUCGGGCUUUUGUACCUGUCUGCCUCAACUUAUUUCCUUGUAUGUGCAUCCCAGUUGGCAUCUAAUGCGGUUUUUGCAUUCUUCAUCAAUUCUCAAAAGUUCACUGCUUUAAUAUUCAAUUCUGUUAUCAUCCUGUCCUUAUCUUCUGCCCUCAUUGGGGUUAACUCUGAUUCCACUGAACCUGCUGGAGUAUCGAGGGAGAAGUAUAUUUUGGGCUUCUUGUGCACUCUUGGUGCGUCCACCGUUUACUCCCUGCUGCUUUCACUCAUGCAGCUUUCCUUCCAAAAGGUUCUGAAAAGAGAGUCAUUUUCUGUGGUAUUAGAAAUGCAGAUCUACACAUCAUUUGUUGCAACAUGUGCUUGCAUAGUAGGCCUCUUUGCCAGUGGUGAAUGGAGGAGUUUGAAAGGAGAGAUGGAUGGGUUUGGAAAGGGGAGAAUAUCUUAUGUGAUGACAUUAGUUUGGACAGCUGUGGCUUGGCAAGUGUCUUCUGUUGGUGUUGUGGGGUUGGUUUUUGUGGUAUCUUCACUUUUCUCUAAUGUUAUUAGUACCUUGGCUUUGGCUCUUGGUCCUAUUGCUGCUGUUAUAUUUUUUCAUGAUAAGAUGGAUGGGGUGAAGGUGGUGGCGAUGUUGAUGGCCUUUUGGGGCUUUGCUUCUUACUUGUAUCAGCAAUACCUUGACGAUUGUAAGCUGAAGGCAGCACAAAAUCAAGAUAAUGAAGUUCCAAAUGAGUUUACUCUAGAGAGGCUGAUUGUUUGAAUGAAUAUGUAUCAUACAGAAGUGGAAAAGAUUGCUGGAAAAUAUGUAGCAAACAGAAGUGGUUAGUUUAUUCUCCCUUUUUUCACCCAAAUUUUUGUAUGACAUGUAUAGGUCCAUUGAUCCAUCAUCGUUCUCCUCUGUCGGACUUUGUUGGUAUUAAUGGCUGUUAAGACUAGAGGAUUCAAGCUUGAUAAAAAUGUAUUUUAUCUUUUAGGAUAUGAAAUAUGACUUGUAAUUCAAUUCAGUACUCUGUUAUCAGUUGAUCUUAAAAUAAAGUAAAGCACACUCUUCAAUUGGCAGCUA
Messenger RNA from Macadamia integrifolia, 1769 nucleotides. Its product is annotated as probable purine permease 11. NCBI's taxonomy places the organism in Eukaryota, Viridiplantae, Streptophyta, Magnoliopsida, Proteales, Proteaceae. The record is from RefSeq and is a predicted model, not a curated record. Gene Ontology annotation, molecular function: purine nucleoside transmembrane transporter activity. The coding region runs from base 354 to 1466 and encodes 370 amino acids. Gene Ontology annotation, cellular component: membrane. The transcript has 2 exons.